ACAGAACAAAUCGAAAUUAAAAUGGCGAACCUACCAUUAAUCUUGAGUUUGGCUGACGAUUUAAGCCGCUUGACACCAUUCUACGAACCGGUGUUCUACAGCCGUUGGCCCGCAAUUACUACAUCACCCGGUGGCCAAUUACGCAAGUUUGAAAAGGAUCUGCCCAUCGCUACUGUGGGAAAGGAUGGAUUCCAGGCCAGUAUGGAUGUGCAGCAGUUUAAACCAAGUGAACUGAGCGUGAAGGUAGUCGAUGACCAAAUCGUUGUUGAGGGUAAGCAUGAGGAGCGAGAAGAUGACCACGGUUAUAUUUCACGACAUUUUGUUCGUCGCUAUGCACUGCCAAAAGGCUUCCAUGCCGACAAAGUAGUAUCAACACUGUCAUCGGAUGGUGUGCUAACAGUCAGUGUACCAAAACCAGCCAUCGAAGACAAAUCGAAUGAAAAGUUGAUCCAAAUUCAACAGACUGGCCCAGCGCACUUGAACGUGAAGGAGAAUAAAAAAGAGAGUCUGGAGGAAGAAAAACCAAAGGCAUAGAAUGGAAAAUUUGAACACCAAACUACGUUCCCAUCACAUUUUGUUCAUUUAACUCAUUAAAUUACAUUCUUAAGUUGUACAUUAAAAAAAAAU
Molecule: messenger RNA, 627 nt
Organism: Anastrepha obliqua
Lineage: Eukaryota; Metazoa; Arthropoda; Insecta; Diptera; Tephritidae
Product: heat shock protein 23-like
Exons: 1
Coding region: 22-534 (170 amino acids)
Biological process (GO): protein refolding; response to heat
Molecular function (GO): protein folding chaperone
Source: RefSeq, a predicted model, not a curated record